Molecule: messenger RNA, 3604 nt
Organism: Hypanus sabinus (Atlantic stingray)
Lineage: Eukaryota; Metazoa; Chordata; Chondrichthyes; Myliobatiformes; Dasyatidae
Gene: fubp3
Product: far upstream element (FUSE) binding protein 3
Exons: 20
Coding region: 48-1958 (636 amino acids)
Biological process (GO): regulation of DNA-templated transcription
Cellular component (GO): cytoplasm; nucleus
Molecular function (GO): mRNA binding
Source: RefSeq, a predicted model, not a curated record
GCACUUUCCGCUUCCCUUUCCCAGUAUGCUCUCUCUGAGAGACGGGAAUGGCGGAGUAUGGUAGCAUCCUCACCCCGGCGGCACUCGGCCUCAACGCCGGACACUCGCCCGGACCCAAAGUAGAAGCUUUCGCCGACGCGCUGCAGAGGGCGCGGCAGAUUGCUGCAAAAAUAGAUGCUGGGUCACAUCUGAACAAUUCUACUCCUGUGGUAGAUCCUGCCGUCUAUGGGUAUGGGACUCAGAAACGGACACUGGAUGAUGGGGUAGUGAACCAGCUUGGAAUGGUGCAUCAAAGGACUAUAAUGUCAGAAGAAUAUAAAGUGCCUGAUAAAAUGGUUGGAUUCAUAAUUGGCAGAGGAGGAGAACAGAUAUCACGAAUACAGAUGGAAUCUGGCUGCAAAAUACAGAUUGCACCUGAUAGUGGAGGUCUUCCAGAGAGGUCCUGCACGUUAACAGGCUCCCCAGAGAACAUUGAAGAAGCGAAAAGGCUCUUAGGACAGAUUGUGGAUCGAUGUCGGAAUGGACCUGGCUUUCACAAUGACAUUGAUGGUUCCAACAGUGCUAUACAAGAAAUACAAAUUCCAGCUAGCAAAGUGGGUCUAGUCAUAGGGAAAGGAGGAGAAACAAUUAAACAGCUGCAGGAGAGAACAGGUGUAAAAAUGAUCAUGAUUCAGGAUGGACCACUUCCCACAGGUGCAGAUAAACCACUGAGGAUUACAGGAGAUCCAUACAAAGUGCAACAAGCUAAAGAGAUGGUCUUGGAAAUAAUCAGAGAUAAAGAUCAAGGUGAUUUCAGGCGGAAUGAAUUUGGUUCCAGAUUGGGUGGAAAUAGUAUAGAUGUUGCUGUACCUAGAUUUGCUGUUGGUAUCGUAAUAGGAAGAAAUGGUGAAAUGAUAAAGAAGAUUCAGAAUGAUGCUGGUGUCAGGAUUCAGUUUAAGCCAGAUGAUGGUGUUAUGCCAGACAGAAUUGCUCAGGUGAUGGGACCUCCAGAUAGGUGUCAAAAUGCUGCUCAUAUGAUUAACGAACUUAUUCACACUGCCCAGGAGCGAGAUGGUCAAUCUGGCUUUGGUGGUCCUGGAAGAGGCCGGGGUAGGGGUCGUAGUGACUGGAAUGUGGGACCUCCAGGUGGCAUGCAGGAAAUAACAUACACAAUACCCGCUGAUAAAUGUGGCUUAGUUAUUGGAAGAGGUGGAGAGACUAUCAAAAGCAUUAACCAACAAACAGGAGCACACGUAGAAUUACAGAGAAACCCACCACCAAAUUCUGAUCCUAAUAUUCGAAUAUUCAUCAUUCGUGGAGCUCUACAACAAAUUGAACAUGCUAGACAAUUAAUAGAAGAAAAAAUCAACGGGGGUCCUGGUCCUGGUGGCCCUGGAGGAUUUAACACGAACCCUUACAGUCAAGGACCACCUGGCCACCACCAAAAUGGUCCUCCACAAGCCUUUAUGACACAGGGAUGGGGAAGUGCAUACCAGCCCUGGCAGCAACAAGGGCAGCAGGAUCCAAGUAAAGCUGCACAGCAUUUGGGUACAGCAGCCUGGUCAGCCUACAUCUCCCAGUUUUACCAGCAGCCUAGCCAGCAACAACAAGCAACAAUGGGGCAGAACUUGCAACCAAAUUCAGGUAAAGCUGCACAGCAUUUGGGUACAGCAGCCUGGUCAGCCUACAUCUCCCAGUUUUACCAGCAGCCUAGCCAGCAACAACAAGCAACAAUGGGGCAGAACUUGCAACCAAAUUCAGAUCAGAAUGGUGGCCAAACUGGUCAGAUGGAUUAUUCCAAAGCCUGGGAAGAUUACUACAAAAUACUUGCUCAGGCGACAGGAACUGCUCCAGGGACUCCACAGCAGAGUUCACAACCAGAUUAUAGUGCAGCCUGGGCAGAGUAUUACCGACAGCAAGCGGCGUACUAUGGACAGGCCACACAACAAGGGCAGGCCCCCGGUCAUCAGGAUCAAUAAUUUGACGUCCUUGUGAAGAGAUUUGAAUCAUUAUGGAUGUGGAGCCUUUUAUAAUAAAGGGUUAAAAAGGAUUUAUGACGCCUUGAAGAAAAUCUUAUACUUUUGUUUCUGAACACUAGAGGAAAAAAUACUUAUUACGAUAACUUUCUAGAUUUACCAUUAAUGGAGUAAUAGUGAAGUCGAGGGGUGCAGAUGUUAUGGAUUGAUCGCUCGGGGAACCUUAAACCCAUACCAGAUUUGGACAGGCUAAAAUGCAAAUGGCUACUUGUUCUGUUUUUAAUUUUUUAAAUUACUCCCCUACUUUAACUACACUACAAGAUAAGUUUUAAAAGUAUAAUUGUAGUGUGGGUGUGGGGCUCAAAGGUCGUGCAUUGUUGAAAUAUAUACAUCCCUGUGAUAGAUGGGUAGGAGUACUGGUGCUGGUACUGCAUUUCCUGAUACUCAGUGACAGCAAAGCAAUGAGUCACAGGUUAUCGGUCUAGAGUUUUGUACAGUAUUGACCGAAUGGUACUAACGACCACAGUAUAUAUAUAUAAUAUAUAUUAUAUAUAUAUUUAUAAUAUGUCUCACUUUUGUGAAACUGUGCCUCCAUCCCUAUGUGACUGGGCACUAAAUGCAAAACUGUUGGACUGGUAAAUUUUUGUACUGGUCCAUUAAUUCUAUUAUGUGGGGAAGGAGGGGAAACGAAGAAAAAGGAAGUUAGCACAAAUACUUCUUUUUAUAAGGAGUUAAAAUGAGAACUGUGAAUAAUAAUUUAAUGCUUUUUUCCAAAAUACAUGUUUUACGUAGGUGACUGUUGGCAAAGAUGAGAUUUUAAAAAAUGUUAUAUAAAAAAAACAAGAAAAAAAACAAAUUUAGGCACAUUUUGUAAUUGAUAAAUGAAACUGAACAGCAGCAGGAUGCACAUCUGUACGUGGAUGUAAGGGAAGAACACUGCCACUCACAUUUUAGCCUGCCUUCCACCCCGUUUCCCUCCCCCCACUUCAAAAGAACAUCCUGGCCUGAAAGGGGCCCCCCCAAUGAGUUAAAGACUUGAUCUUAUUCUUUGAUUUGUGCUGCAAUUAGAUUGCGCCUGUCUGUAUAAUUGCCUGAAAAGAUAAAUAAAUGGAACUACAGGUUUUAUUUUUUAGUAUGAAUAAAAACCAAAAAUGGUUGGUUGUGUUUGGUAUACACCUCUCAGAUAUGGACUCGACAAAGUCUCCACGAGCCAUGCUAAUGACUAUUUUUUAAUUCUUAUUCUUAAGUGGUGUGAUCUAAUAUGUAUGAUUAUGUUUAGCAAGUGAAUGAAUUCUAGUAUUAAUUACGUAUGUGAAACAAAAAUUACAUUGAUUAAAAAGGGAUGGUUAUUAAGUUGAAGCUGUUUAACUUGUAGUAUUUGCCUUUGUACAGUUAACAGUGUAGAUAACCAGGAACUCCAGUUCUGUUUUUAAUGAUCUGAGGUUUACUGGACAUUCCGUUUAAAUUGUACUGAUUUUUUUCUAAUAAUGCUUGAGAUAUCUAACUUUGGGAAGUGCAACAGGUUUAAAAAAAAGAACAGCUCUGUGCAGCAUGUUAAAGAGAUGUAUCCCUUUUAUUUUACUGACACGUGCAUUUUACACUCUAUAAUAAAAUGUCCACAACAUUUCUUUGUGGGAAAUUUGGCCUGA